AUGCAUUUCACUCUAAAAGAAGAAUCAUACGUAAUCAUUGAUAAUGGUUCCUGGAGAAUAAAAGCAGGAAUAGGUGUAACUGACACAAAUCAAUUUCCUUCCGUGCUUCUUCAAACAGAAGUCGGAAAAUUGCCUGAGAUAGAAGUUGAAAAGCAAAGUUCCGAGAUAUCGCAAGUUUCGGAAAAUACUAAACAAACCGCACCGAACUCACCAGAAAAGUCAGAAAAGGAUGCACCCAUAAAGACCGCUAAAGUGCCAAAAUAUGUUUGUGGUAUGCAAUUAAAGGAAUUAAAGGAACAACACAAAGGUAAAUUUGUAACUUCUUUUCCGAUAAAACGCGGAAAUAUUGAGAAUUGGGAUGAAUUGGAAGCAUUAUGGCGACAUAUUCUCUUAAAGGAAUUUAAUAUCAAAAGAUCACGUAAUGAAUGUCCUGUAAUCGUCACCGUCCCGAGUACUUGGAAUAAAGUACAAUAUGAACGAAUUGCACUAAUAUUUUUCGAGACCUUCAAUUCUCCCGGACUUUACAUAGCUAAUCAGGCAUUAAUGUCUCUAUAUGGCUGUGGCAGUAUUAGUGGUUUGGUUGUGGAUAUCGGUUACGGGAAAACUGAGAUAACCCCAAUUUUAGAAUGUUCAAUUCAGCAUCACGCAAUACAAAUCGUACCUAUUGGUGGUCAAGAUUUCGAUGAAUAUUUUCACUCGUUGCUUUUGUUGGACACUCAAUUUCUUGAAGAGUAUGGGGAGACACCUGAUAAAGAUUUUGCGAGAGCUCUUAAAGAAUCAAUUUGUGAAGUUCUAUUAGAUACUAACAAUUUGGAAGAUAAGCCUGUGAGGAUGGAACUCGAAUAUCACGGAAAAAAGUUUACAGUUGGUCCGGAACGUUUUCAUGUUGCAGAACCGAUUUUUGACACAUUGUUGAUUAAUAGACAAGGAGUCUUAUCACUAACAGAAGCGAUUUAUCUGGCCAUAUAUAGUUGUGAACCAGAUAAGCGUAACACAUUAUGGGAGAACAUUGUACUUACUGGGGGAUCAUCUUUGAUGAAAGGCUUGAAGGAACGUAUUAAAAACGAUUUGGCUCCAUAUUUUACAUUUUCUGAUAAUACUGGAGAAUACCAAGUUAAAGAAGCAAAAUUCUUAAAAGUCCCUGAUUAUUUUACAAAUCUUAAAGACAGACAAGAUUUAGCUGGAUUCCUGGGCGCUUCCAUAACAGCCAAGCUUUCGUUUCCGGAUCCAAAAAGUUUCAUUAACAAAGUUGAUUAUAAUGAACAUGGGCCAAGCGUGAUACACACCAAAAGUUAUUAA
Molecule: messenger RNA, 1299 nt
Organism: Funneliformis mosseae
Lineage: Eukaryota; Fungi; Glomeromycota; Glomeromycetes; Glomerales; Glomeraceae
Source: the annotation of a GenBank genome assembly